GAAAAUGAGAGGUUCAGCAACAGGAAAACCGCUCUGAGAACACAUUCCAGGCAGAGCGGACCCUGUGCGGGACAAUACAGGGUGGGACUAAACGCUGUAUACUGCUGAAACAUCUGUAAUCUAGCCUUUAGAUCGAGACCGGAGACAACGACUAAAAGCGUUUCUCACCGAGGUCCUGCAGAGACACUUCCACUCCGAGGUCUUUAAAGGCGGAAGCCGUCUGCUUCCAAAGCGACGACGUUAAUCAGCGCAGAUUUGGAUUUGAGAUAGCUGGCUCGCGGGUCCCUAACAGCGCCUUUUAUCGCUGCUUUCCACAAGUACAGGCAGCACCGUUUCUUCUUCUUUUUAGGGUUGAACAAGUGGGGCUGUUUUUUUUUUAUUUUACUUUUGAAACACUAAGGAAAAAACUUCGGGCGAACUCUCCCGCCCCCCCCCCCCCCCCCAGAGGAUGUGAACAUCUGCAAUUGACCCGCUGAGACGAAGUACAGACGAAGUACAACGAUUCACUUCCACUCGGAGCCGUUCGUGUCUUAAACGCGUCUUCCACGUUCGACUUGAAGUACCUUGUACCACUAAACUCCCACGGAGGGAGGGAAACUUCCAGCUAGCUGUGACAUGGGAGACGCGGGACGUUUAUUGGUUCUGUCCGCUUAAAGAGAGUAAACCACAGAGAUGGGAAGCCCUGCGCUGCUCACAGGGGUGCUUGUGGUGGCGUGUCUGGGGAUCUCUGCUGUCUAUGCAGACUCUGGAGACGAUGGGAAGCUGCUGUGCACAUGUGAGAAUAAAAAAGGCACGUGCGUGAACGGAACUUGCAGAGGCGACUUCUGCUUCUACACCUGGGUGCGCGGCCACGAGGAGAGGGGCUGUUUUUCCUCAUCCAAUUACAGAGAGCAGUGCUACACCUCCUUCAAGAGCUUCUUCGUCCAUUGCUGCAAAGAGAAUCAGUGCAACGCCUUCACCACACCUCCUCCAGACAUAAAUGGAGAGCCGACAAAGGCUCCAGAGCUCAGCCACCCAGAGCUGUGGAUGGCGUUGUCUUUGCUGCUGUUGAUCUUCACUGCCAGCCUGUGUGGCCUGGCGCUUUUCCUGCGCUUCCGACGCUCACAUAGAAAACUGACGAACGUCGAGGAGCGCGACGUCACCAUGCUCAAGGUCCCUAACAGAGACGAGCCCACCUACGGCGAAAUCUUCGAUGAGUUUUGCACGUCGGGGAGUGGGACAGGGCUGCCCUAUCUGGUCCAAAGGACUAUGGCCAGACAGAUCUCACUUGUCCAGUGUGUCGGUAAAGGCAGGUAUGGGGAGGUGUGGAGGGGAACUUGGAUGGGGGAGAGUGUGGCCGUCAAGAUAUUUUCCUCCAGGGACGAGCAGUCCUGGUUCAGAGAGACAGAGAUCUACAAUACUGUACAGCUGCGACACGACAACAUACUGGGUUUCAUAGCCUCCGACAUGACAUCCAAGAAUUCCAGCACCCAGCUGUGGCUUGUCACCCACUUUCAUGAGCUGGGUUCCCUCUACGACUUCCUGCAGUACAGCAGCUUGGAGCCCGAGAGCUGCCUGAAGAUGUGCGUGUCCGUGGCCUGCGGGCUGGUCCACCUUCACACUGAGAUCGUUAGCUCCCAGGAAAAGCCGGCCAUCGCCCACCGAGAUCUGAAAAGCAGAAACAUCCUCGUCAAGCGGAACGGGCAGUGCUGCAUCGCUGACCUGGGUCUGGCUGUGAUACACUCCCAGUCACAUGACUACCUGGAUGUGGGCAACAAUCCUCGUGUGGGGACCAAGCGCUACAUGGCUCCUGAGGUGCUGGAUGAGACUAUCCGUAUGGACGUCUUUGAGUCCUACAAGCAGACUGACAUCUGGGCCUUGGGCCUGGUCUUCUGGGAGAUUAUCCGCAGGACCGUCGUUAAUGGGAUCGUUGAAGAGUACCGCCCUCCCUUCUUUGACCUGGUGCCCGUAGAUCCAAGCUUUGAGGAGAUGAAGAAGGUGGUGUGUGUGGACCAGCAGAGGCCCAGUAUCCACAACAGGCUCCAUUCUCAUCCUAUUCUUUCAGCCAUUGUGAAAACCAUGAAGGAGUGUUGGUACGAGAGCCCACCAGCCCGCCUCACUGCCUUGCGGGUGAGGAAGACGCUCUCCAAAUUGGACCACGAGAGUGACUUCAACCUCGACAAACUCAAGCAGGACAUCUAGGCCAAAGCACCGGGAGGAGACGGGGACAAAAGACUGAAAACGCCAAAAGGGAUUAUGCACUAAAAGCACAGCAAAGUGCUUUCAUUAGCAUAUCAUUAGCAUGUUUUGAGCUGGGGACUCUCGCAGUCACUGCGUUGUAUGAAAACCACAUGACUUUGAGCAAUAGCAUCGAGACUGGCUCCCAAGGAUACUUUUUUUGGGUGGCCUUGUUUUUAUCGGCCAAAUAUCUUUUGCCUCAGACCGAAAGGCCCCAAAGACCUUUAAAAAAACCCAAAUGUAUGUAUAUUUAUAUUAUUUCUUAUGUUCAGUGAAAGGACAUUUCCAAAGCAGGAUAAUUAACACCAAACUAUUCAUGGGCUGUUCUACACACACAGGAUUUUACUCAUUGUUGUCCAAAACCCUAUUGGCCAUGAUGCAAUGGCACAAUUACAUCAUUUAAUAGAGAAGAGGAAGAGAACAUCAUCGCGGACUUUCUCUGAAAUUGCACAAUGAGUAUUCCCAAAGUUAUAAAAGACAUGGAGGUCUGGCCAGGGAGGUUGCCAUGAAAAGAGAAGCACAUUAUCUGUUGCAUCAGCAUAUUUAACUUGUAUAAAAUAAACAUUUAUUAUCUGCACACAGGCACAUUGAGCUUUUUAAAUGUAAAUAUUCUGAUGCUGUUGUCUUAUUUGAUUUUAUUGUAAAUAUAUUUUGAAAUGACUAUUAUUGUGUACAAUCAGAAAAUUAGACACAUUUUAUAUAGUUCACCAACAUUUUCAUGGUAUUUUUUAUACAUUUGUGUAGGCCAAUAAUGUACCCUCACUAUUACCAUGGUCAGCAAAGGACCUCACAGACAUUUUACACUGAGGUUAGCAACUCUCUCAUUGACCAGUAGAGGUCAACAGAUAACAGACAAACAAAUGUCGAGUACAGUCACGCUCUUAUUUUGGUGGAUUUACUGCUUUGCUUUUUCAUACUUUUUUAAACAAACAAUAUUAGAUCACAGCACUAAAUAAUAAUUAAGAGUUUUCAAUGCCAGGGGAUUAUUUUAUUCUGCUUAUAUAUAUUAUCAUGUUUGAACAGCCGUAAUAGCCUGUGUGUCCUUCCAUGAAAUGUCAUUAAGAUAAGAUAAAGAGACCAUCGUUAAUCUUAGUCACGCGAGCCUAAAUACAGGGAUGCUUCACCAGAACAUAUAAUUAUAUUCAUGUAAGGCAAGCCUGACUGAAUGGGACUUCAUGAAUAAACUUUUAAUAACAUUUUA
Molecule: messenger RNA, 3418 nt
Organism: Pungitius pungitius (ninespine stickleback)
Lineage: Eukaryota; Metazoa; Chordata; Actinopteri; Perciformes; Gasterosteidae
Gene: acvrl1
Product: activin A receptor like type 1
Exons: 10
Coding region: 673-2181 (502 amino acids)
Biological process (GO): transforming growth factor beta receptor signaling pathway; angiogenesis; heart development
Cellular component (GO): BMP receptor complex; plasma membrane
Molecular function (GO): transmembrane receptor protein serine/threonine kinase activity; ATP binding
Source: RefSeq, a predicted model, not a curated record